Molecule: messenger RNA, 556 nt
Organism: Porites lobata
Lineage: Eukaryota; Metazoa; Cnidaria; Anthozoa; Scleractinia; Poritidae
Source: the annotation of a GenBank genome assembly
AUGCUGUGUAACAGAACAUCCGGGUUUCAGGCCAGUCUGCCUAGAAAAAUGGAGUCUGCGGUUGGCAGGUGGGAAAUACUGAACAAAAGCAAGAGAAUACUCAAGAAGACUGGAGCAGAAGAAAGGUGAAACUGAUUUCUCAAAAAUAUUUUAACUUGAUUGUAUAUUUAUAAAGUAUUUUUCAAUUUGUUCAAUAUCAAUUGGAACAGGCUGUUUUGUUCAAGUUUCAAAGUUUGGAAAAUAUUACUCGCAUCUGCCAAUAGAACAACUUGUUCCCUUUUUGGUUCGAGGAAAACAUGCCCCUAUACACAAGAGAUUUCCGAAAAAUAUCACCAAUAAUACUCGUCUUCUUUCUCUAUUCGUAUUGGGGUGUUAUUUUACUGUAAUUUUUAGAUAUCUCAGAUUGAUUGCUUACAGGGAGUUUACCAGACUUGUUCACGGAUACUUGGGAAAAAGAAGAAUCCCUCUUCCUGCCUGUGCCAACACUGCGAUUCGGAAAGCACUCCCCAGCAAAGAGGAUGAACCAUUAACAGGAUUUCAAUUAGACGAAGAUUAG